AUGGCGAAGAGGCUGGAAUUGGGAGAAGCGGCCCCAAACUUUGAGAAGGGUGUUGCUGUGGUUGGAAUCUCCUCAAACUCGGUGGCAACACAUCCAGAAGAUGGACCUGAGAUGAUGGCAGAGGAUGCUAAAAAAUUUGGCUACAACUUCCCAUAUCUUUAUGACGAGACUCAGGAAGUUGCUAAAGCUUAUGGAGCUGUUUGCACUCCGGAGUUUUUCUUGUUCAAAAAGGUAACUUGUGAUAUUCGCGAGGCACUGGACUGUGUUCUUUCUGGCAAGCCAAUUUCUGGGACACAAUUCGCAAGGAAAUAA
Selaginella moellendorffii is the source of this 312-nucleotide messenger RNA. RefSeq lists its product as uncharacterized. NCBI's taxonomy places the organism in Eukaryota, Viridiplantae, Streptophyta, Lycopodiopsida, Selaginellales, Selaginellaceae. The transcript is spliced from 6 exons. The coding region runs from base 1 to 312 and encodes 103 amino acids. Gene Ontology annotation, molecular function: oxidoreductase activity; antioxidant activity. The record is from RefSeq and is a predicted model, not a curated record.